UAUGGCUACCAAGGGUUCACUGUGGUCUACGGCCGAGGUUCAGUGUUUGAUCGAUAUCUGGGCUGAUGAAAGCAUUCAAAAACAACUGGAUAGUACGCACAAGAACUCCGAGAUAUUCGGUAGAAUUCGUGACUAUCUUUGUAGUCGUGGUUACAAGAGAACCAUUGACCAGUGCCGCGAAAAGCUGAAAAAGCUGCGUGCUCAGUAUCUGAAGGUACGAGAUGCACUCCGCAGAUCAGGCAGCUCAUCUGACGAAAAAGACCGGUUUCCGUGGUACGACGCAGUCGACAAAAUAAUCGGGCUUAAACCGAGCAGCCAACCGUGUGUAUUACAAUCUUGUGAAACACGUACACCAUCUCCAUCAGCAACGACCGUUCCAGAGAACAAUGGACCGACGACGGCGUCGAACAACUCAACACUCAUUUCAGAGAGGUCUCACAGUGGCGAUCGUACCGAGGAGUCACCUGAGACUUCUGACACGAACGCAAGCUCGGACAAUGUUCCAACGCCCUCACGACAGUGCCGAAAGAGGAAAAGGAACACUGAUAUGGGUGACAUGAUGGCUGCCUUCCUGGACAUGCAGAAAAAGCAACAUGAAGAAUUCAUGCAAGGGGAGCAACAGCGUUCCAAAGAAGAGAAAGAGAUGCUGGAUAAUUGGAUGAAGGCACAAAUGGACAUGGAGGAGCGCCGGCAACAGCUGCAGAGGGAGGAACGUCAAGAAUCAAACAGGAUGUUCCAACAAAUGAUGAACAGACUGUUUGAUGCUAUGGUUCCUUCAUACCAUCAACACACACAAUUGUCCAGUUAUCAUAUGUCUCCACAGCACAGUUCUUAUCCUGCACGUCCAGCAAGACAAUCAACCCCAUCAUCAUCAUACAUUGAGCAUCCUGAACACUCUGUGUAUGAAGACCUAUGAAGGAAUAUAAUAUUCCAAAUGUCUUGAACAUAAACACUUUUUUUUUUUUUUACAUCUAAUGGCACUCUUGGACAGCCAUUGUUUAAUCUGUGCCUUUUUUGUUUGUCUGUAUGACCACUGAGUGGUUUAUUUUUUCCAAAAAGCUACUUAUACGGGGUUUUUUUAUUAUUAAAGAAUCAUUA
This is a messenger RNA of Misgurnus anguillicaudatus (oriental weatherfish), 1098 nucleotides long. Lineage: Eukaryota; Metazoa; Chordata; Actinopteri; Cypriniformes; Cobitidae. The record is from RefSeq and is a predicted model, not a curated record.